AUGAAAUUCUUUACCUUUUUUCUUGCUCUCGCGAUCGUAGCUUUCAGUACAUUCGUUGCUGCUACGCCAGCUAAUCAGGAAAGAGGCGGUGAUAUUAGUAGAAUCCCGUCGGCCAACGAUAAUCAGAAAAGAGAUGAUGUAUCGACUUCUGAUUGGAAAAGAGGCGACGACAUUAGUAGAGUGGGAGCAACUAAAGAUAAUAAGAAUAAAAGAUCUUUGGUGGGAAGACAGUCUAAGUGCCCAUACGGAUACCAUUGGUGUAAUGAUAUAUACGGCGGGUGUUGCCCGAAUAAUACAAUUUGCACAUCUAAUAAUAAAUGCGCUUCAAGUUGUUAA
This is a messenger RNA of Rhizophagus irregularis DAOM 181602=DAOM 197198, 336 nucleotides long. RefSeq lists its product as uncharacterized. The record is from RefSeq and is a predicted model, not a curated record. Lineage: Eukaryota; Fungi; Glomeromycota; Glomeromycetes; Glomerales; Glomeraceae.